AUGAAAAUCAUAAGUUGUUAUUUAAUGCCUGAUCGAAGCGCACAAGAUUACCGGAAAAAGAAGGAGGAUAUAGAAGAUCCAGUAGCGAACACGAAUGGAGAAGUAAUACUAGCCGACGAUUUUAACGCGAAGGGAUUUUCAAAGGACUUCGACCCAUGUAUCGAUGAAAUUGUGUCAGCAACGCUCAAAAUACAUCGUAGUGCUAAGAGUAACCUACUCCCAACGCCUUGUAAAUCCCAUUAUAUAUUCAAUUUAAGAGAUUUUUCUAAGGUAAUACAAGGAGUACUUCUUUCAGUACCAGAAGCUACAGAGGAUUUAAAUUCUAUGCGUCGAUUAUGGGUUCAUGAAGUCUUGCGAGUUUACCAUGAUAGAUUAGUUGACGAAUUUGACAAAGAAUGGUUCUUUUUAUUAGUGAAGCAACAAAUUAUAUCAAAUAUGGAUAUUAAAGCAGAAAUUUUGUUUGAAAGAUUUUUAGGAAAUAAAAUACAAUUAGAAAGACAAGAUUUGCGGCCUCUUAUAUUUUGUGAUUUCACUAAUCCGAAAGCUGACACUAGAAAUUAUAUCGAGGUACAGGACUUAGAUGAUUUACGAAAUGUUGUAGAAACAUAUUUAGUGGAAUUUAACAAUAUGUCAAAAAAACCAAUGCAGUUAGUUCUAUUUCGCUUUUCAAUUGAGCAUCUUGCAAAAAUCAGUCGCAUAAUAAAGCAACCACGAAGUCAUGCUUUACUAAUAGGAGUUGGUGGAUCCGGCAGACAAAGCUUAACAAAACUAGCAGCACACAUCUGUGACUAUGAACUAUUUCAAGUUGAACUUACUCAACAGUAUCGUGCAAUUGACUGGCAAGACAACAUUAAAAAUAUUUUGCUGAAAAUAUCAUCUACCGACACGCAUGGCGUUUUCCUGUUUUCAGAUUCUCAAGCUAAAUUGGAAUCGUUUUUGGAGGACAUUAACAAUCUACUAAAUUCUGGUGAAGUUCCCAACUUAUUUUCAAAUGAAGAAAAGGUUGAACUUUGCGAAAAAAUGAAACAAAUUGAUAGACAGAGAGAUAAAUCAAUUCAAACUGAUGGAAGUGCUGCAUCACUUUACAACUUCUUUGUGCAAGUGUGUAUUAUAUAUAAAACAAAAUGUUUUAAUACUAUAGAAGUUGUUUCAGUUCUUCAAACCGAUUAUAUUUAG
This is a messenger RNA of Condylostylus longicornis, 1176 nucleotides long. RefSeq names its product dynein axonemal heavy chain 7-like. Lineage: Eukaryota; Metazoa; Arthropoda; Insecta; Diptera; Dolichopodidae. Gene Ontology annotation, molecular function: minus-end-directed microtubule motor activity; dynein intermediate chain binding; dynein light intermediate chain binding. The transcript has 3 exons. Gene Ontology annotation, biological process: microtubule-based movement. The record is from RefSeq and is a predicted model, not a curated record. Bases 1 to 1176 code for a protein of 391 amino acids. Gene Ontology annotation, cellular component: dynein complex.